Molecule: messenger RNA, 969 nt
Organism: Notothenia coriiceps (black rockcod)
Lineage: Eukaryota; Metazoa; Chordata; Actinopteri; Perciformes; Nototheniidae
Product: solute carrier organic anion transporter family member 2A1-like
Exons: 6
Biological process (GO): prostaglandin transport; transmembrane transport; sodium-independent organic anion transport
Cellular component (GO): basolateral plasma membrane
Molecular function (GO): prostaglandin transmembrane transporter activity
Source: RefSeq, a predicted model, not a curated record
AAAAACAAUUGCGCAUGGAGAGAGAGUAAUUACAUCACCAGCAGCAGUCAUAAGAAGCCGUCAGUGAACGCGAGCACACAGACCGAGAGCGGGACCAUGGACAAAGUCUGCCCCAAACACACGAAAAAGAGGCUGAGCCGCAACAUUAAGAUGUUCGUCCUAUGCCAUGGCCUCCUGCAGCUGUCCCAGCUGCUGUACAGCGCCUACUUCAAGAGCACCAUUAGCACCAUCGAGAGACGCUACGGUCUCAGCAGCUACUCCUCAGGAACCAUUUCCUCCCUGCACGAGAUCAGUAACAGUGUGCUCAUCGUGUUCGUGAGCUACUUUGGAAAUCGGGUCCACCGUCCUCGCUUGAUUGGAAUCGGAGGAUUUCUGAUGGCUGUCAGCGCCUUGAUGCUGACCUUACCUCACUUUGUAUCCCAGCCCUACGCAUAUGACUCUGUUCUAAACAAUCGCCAUGACAUUUGUAACCUGCAGAGGAACUCCAGUGAAGAGUCCUGUGGGCGGGACGAGACCCGGCGCCUGGCCGACUCCAACAAGCUGUGGCUGCUGAUGGCCGGCGCCCAGCUGCUGUUCGGGGUGGGCUCCGUACCCAUCCAGCCCUUUGGGAUCUCCUACAUCGAUGACUUCGCCGGGCCCGGAAACUCCCCUCUUUACAUAGCAAUCCUGUUCGCAGUGUCUGUGUUCGGGCCUGCCAUUGGCUACCUGCUGGGCUCCGUCAUGUUGCGGAUCUAUGUGGACGUGGACAAGACUGGCUUUGGAGUAGAGCAGGAGCUGAGGCAGACGGACCCCCGCUGGGUGGGAGCCUGGUGGCUGGGCCUGCUCAUCGCCGCCGGCUUCCUCUUCCUCACCUCCAUCCCCUACUUCUUCUUCCCCCGGAGAAUGCCUUCAGAAGAUCAAGUAAGCCUUACUCAGAGAGAUGUGUGGAACAAAGAAGUCCUGUUUGAUGACUCAGCAUUCGUUGAAUGU